Molecule: messenger RNA, 2683 nt
Organism: Camellia sinensis
Lineage: Eukaryota; Viridiplantae; Streptophyta; Magnoliopsida; Ericales; Theaceae
Product: ETHYLENE INSENSITIVE 3-like 3 protein
Cellular component (GO): nucleus
Molecular function (GO): DNA-binding transcription factor activity; DNA binding
Source: RefSeq, a predicted model, not a curated record
CACAUAGACCCCUCUCGUUUUGCUUUGAAAGUCAGAGGUGUUUCCGACUCAUUUCCUAACAACGCAUCAACCGGUGUUCAAAUUUGUUUUGUGCUCUGUAAAAUUCUCUCAUUGUGAAAAACCCUUUUAUUUAUUUUUAUUUUUAAGUUUUAAUUUUCCAGACUCGACCGAAAAAGGAGGACGAACCAGCUGUGUGUGGUGGCAAUCGAAAUCGAAAUAAAAAUAGACAUAGAAAGAGAUGGGUGUUUUCGAAGAGAUUGGAGCCGAUAUUAGAUGACAAUUGUAGUUGUUGAUGUAAUAAGCAAGGGCCUGUGUUUGAGAUAAGGGGUGGAAGUUCUUUUGGAUGAAUUUUGUGUUUUUAGUUUCUAUUAUUAUAUACUUUUGAAUCGAAUGGAGCAUUUUAUGAUUGAUGCCAAUGGGUUGGACGACAGUUCCGAUAUUGAAGUGGACGAGAUAAGGUGUGAGAAUAUCACAGAUAAAGAUGUCAGUGAUGAAGAAAUUGAUGCAGAAGACUUGGAGAGGCGAAUGUGGAAGGACCGUAUCAAACUUAAGAGGAUCAAGGAAAGACAGAAGCUUGCAGCCCAGCAAGCUGCAGAGAAGCAGAAGCCAAAGCCAACAACCGAUCAGGCUAGGCGUAAGAAAAUGUCAAGAGCUCAAGAUGGGAUAUUGAAGUACAUGUUGAAGCUUAUGGAAGUGUGCAAAGCCCGUGGAUUUGUGUAUGGGAUAAUUCCUGAGAAGGGUAAGCCAGUCAGCGGUUCAUCUGAUAAUAUAAGGGCUUGGUGGAAGGAGAAGGUGAAGUUUGAUAAGAAUGGGCCAGCGGCGAUAGUGAAAUAUGAAGAGGAGUGUCUUGCCAAGGGAAAGGCCAAUGGUUUUCAGAAAGGGAACUCGCAAAGUAUUCUUCAAGACUUGCAAGAUGCAACUUUGGGGUCUCUUUUGUCUUCUUUGAUGCAACACUGUGAUCCACCUCAGAGGAAGUACCCUUUAGAGAAAGGUGCUCCUCCACCUUGGUGGCCCACAGGGAAUGAAGACUGGUGGGUGAAAUUGGGACUAUCCAAAGGUCAGAGUCCUCCGUAUAAGAAGCCUCAUGAUUUGAAGAAGAUGUGGAAAGUUGGAGUUUUAACUGCUGUCAUAAAGCACAUGUCACCUGAUAUUGCAAGGAUUAGGAGGCUAGUCCGGCAAUCAAAGUGCUUACAGGAUAAGAUGACAGCUAAGGAGAGCUCAAUUUGGUUGGCUGUUUUGAGCCGAGAGGAAUCCCAAAUUCAGCAGCCAAGCAGUGACAAUGGAACAUCUGGCAUAACUGAGGCACCUUCAGGUGGCCGUGGCAAAAAGAAGAAACCUACCAUCAGUAGUGACAGUGACUAUGACGUAGAUGGCAUUGAUGAUGGUGUAGGCUCGGUUUCAUCUAAAGAUCAACAGCUGGAUGUGGAACCAGCUAUUCAACCUCGAAAUUCUACAACUCGUCUUUUCGAGGAUAAAGAGCGACGAGAGGAGCAACCUAGAAGAAAAAGAGCACGUGUACGAUCAAGCCCUGCUGACCAACAGCCUGCACCAUCUUCUAGUGAGCAUCUGCAUGAUGAACCAAGAAACACCCUGCCUGAUAUAAACCAAAUUGAUGUUCCUUCCCAUAUGUACGGAAGCCAACACAAAAAUGAUACAACUGAAACUGUGAUGCCUGCAGAGAAAGAUCUUCAGGAAGGUUACCAGUUACCAGCAUCCGAGUUUGAUCAAAUCUCACCAGUUCCUUUUGCCGAUGUAAUACACACGCAGAACAUGUUUGUGGGCGGCAGGUCAUUACCAUAUCCUGUGGUUCAAGGCUCUGGGUUGCAUCAUGGACCUCAAGACUCCGGUUUGCACAAUGAAACUCAAAAUACCAGGUUGCUUAAUGGAUCUCAAAAUUCUGGGUUGCAUCAAGGACCGCAGAUUUCUCAGUUGCAUCAAGACCCUACUUAUGAUUUUUAUAAUCCAUCAUUGGAGUAUGGGCCCAGUGGUGUUGGACAGCAGAGCCAAAUGGCAUUUAGUGAACCAUGGAUGAGGCCGGUGGAUUCUGUAGUCAAUCUACCAGCUCUACAUAGAAAUGAAAAUGAUAUUGCUGGAGGAGAUAUGCAGCAGUAUUUGAAAGAUACCUUUCAGAAUGAGCUAGAUAGACCUGUUACUAAUCACUUCGGGUCUCCAAUCAAUAGCCUGUCACUAGAUUAUGGAGGAUUCAACAGUCCAUAUCAUCUUGGAAUUGAUAGUACAGGUUCAUUAGAUACCAAUGAUAUAGACCUUUUCCUGGAUGAUGACUUGAUCCAAUACUUUGGGGCAUAGAUUUAUCAGAUUUGGUACUUCGAAGUUCAGAUUGGGCAUAAAAAAAUGCAAUAUCUGGUGUUGAGCUAGGUGAACAACUUCUCUCUUGGACUGUUGCCUGUGCUGAUGUUGUCAUCCAUGCAUCACAAGCCUGUAAAUUAUGACCUCAGUACUUCCAUCCCUGAAUGUAGUGCAGAAGUAAGGAAUUGACUUAAGAUUUUUUGGGUUGCAAUUGACCUAUCUUAUCUUAUGUAAUUUUGAGGAUCCUUGAGUCGUUCCUGUAAAUGAGUCAAUUUGUUUAGUUGGUAAAAACAGCAAGGUACUAGUAUUUUGCACAUUCUCCUUGGACAAGGUUGAAAUUAAUAACAAGUUGUCCAUAAUGUUCCUUUGUCUUCAA